Coregonus clupeaformis (lake whitefish) is the source of this 1470-nucleotide messenger RNA. Its product is annotated as caspase-14-like. NCBI's taxonomy places the organism in Eukaryota, Metazoa, Chordata, Actinopteri, Salmoniformes, Salmonidae. Bases 141 to 950 code for a protein of 269 amino acids. The record is from RefSeq and is a predicted model, not a curated record. Gene Ontology annotation, biological process: proteolysis. Gene Ontology annotation, molecular function: cysteine-type endopeptidase activity. The transcript is spliced from 6 exons.
AUGAGUGGUUUACUGCUGUUCAUUAAGGUCGGGGGAAGUUCCAAGUCUUUGGAAAGUACCUGAACUUUCCUGACGCGGGUGUAGGUGAAAAGACACAAACAUUGAGAGUGAAAAUUUGAAACAACACUCUUGUGGACAACAUGGAAAGGCAAAUGAGGCCUGGAAGUUAUGACAUGAGGGGAGAACGCAGAGCUUUAUUGCUAUGUGUCCGGGACAAGGAGAAGAUGAAGGAAAACCGGUGCGGUAUUGAAGUCGACCGUCAAACAAUGGAGAAGUUCUUUAAGCGGUUUGGUUUCCAGUAUCACAUUGUACUCGACAAAACAGCUCAGGAAAUGAAGCAGGAGGUGAUAGACUUCAGAAACGGCAUCAACAGCAGCAGUGGAGACAUCAGCUGUGUGUUUGUGGUGACUUCGUCUCACGGACAUCGGGAUGUCAUCAUAGGUGCAGAUAAAAAGAGGCUGCCAGUAAAAGAUAUAAUCGAACCGUUUGGAGACGAGCUGUGUCGCAAGAUGAAGGGGAAACCUAAGAUCUUCAUCAUGGAUGCCUGCAGGGGGAGCAACCGUGAUACUGGAGUUAUAUUUGAUUCUGCUGCUGAUGAAAAACUAUCAAAGGAAGCCAUGGCUAUAAAAGAGUACCGGUCCGCUCGAGUGCCACCAUGCAUCAACGACAUGCUGGUUGCUUAUGCAGCCAUGACAGAUUAUGUGGGCGUGAUGGACAGCACCUCUGGUUCACACAUGAUUUACAACAUUAGUCAAGUGUUUUCCUCACCUGAUGCAGCAGGAGAACAUCUCUAUAACUUGUUUGUGAAGGCCAAUGCAAAGAUGGUGGCAAACACCGUAGAUGUCACAGUCGAUGAAGGGAAGCCGACUCAAAGAAGGGAACGCCGUAAAAUAAUUAUGACAAUGGAAUCCACCCUCAGGAAAACCCUUUACUUGGGAAGUCCAAACUAAACUGGUGCUAAGACAAUUGACAGCACAGAAGGUAGAAAGUAGAUUCAGCAUUAUUAGUACAUAUUAUUUCCUUGCUCAAUUUUUUUCAAAUGUCUGCAAGGUCUUCCCACUGUAUAAUCGGUCUAUUCCUCUAUUCUUUUACAUUUUUAAGAAAUUCUUAAACCAGUGGUCACCAACCUUUUCUGAGUCAAGAUCACUUUUUGAGUCAAAAUGCUCUACCGCUCAGAUUUUUAAAAUACAUUACUUUAAAAAAUGUAAGUCUAUGCAACAUUAAGCAAUUAAAACCAGUUCUGUAGCAAUGAGGUUUGUGCAGUAAGCUAUAUGCCCAAUACAUGAUCACCACAUACUGGGACACAUUCUUCAUGCACUGCAUUCUUUCUGUCUCAUGCACCAAUUAAUGUUGUUACUCCUAUGACCAGAGGAAGUAAAAUAUUCCUCGAUAUUAAAAAAAAGACACAAGCCGCUACUGAUAACAACGCAAGCUUAUCAAAACACUUUCCCAUACUCAUUCACUACAGCU